Rotaria socialis is the source of this 1464-nucleotide messenger RNA. NCBI's taxonomy places the organism in Eukaryota, Metazoa, Rotifera, Eurotatoria, Philodinida, Philodinidae. The record is from the annotation of a GenBank genome assembly.
AUGUUCUUUCCUAUUACUGUGUUUUUUGCUUGCUUCUUUGGUCUGUCAGCUGGUGCUGAUGAAGUUCUAUCAGUUCCUGGUGCACGAAUAUUCGAUGUUUGCUAUGGUGAAUAUGGAUGUUUUACAAUAAGACCACCAUUUGGUGCAACACUGCAACGUCCAAUUGCAGUUUUGCCCGCUGCAGCUAGCGUCGUUGGCACUAAAUUAUUCCUAUAUACCAGGGAUACACGAAAAAAUCGUACGGAAAUCAGCCGCUUCACAACGCUUGGUCCAUGGAGUUCUAGUAAACCAACUAAACUUUUAAUUCAUGGUUUUAUUGAGCGUGCAGAUUCACAAUGGUAUAUAGAUAUGAAAAAUGCCAUCCUUACUGUCGAUGACGUUAAUCUGAUUAUGGUAGACUGGACGCAAGGUAAUGGUUUUCCAUAUGACCAAGCUUCAGCAAAUACUCAAAUGGUUGGCGCCGAAGUUGCUCUUUUCAUCAAUUAUUUGAUUAAACAACAUGGAUCUAAACCAACUGAUUUUCAUAUUAUUGGUCAUUCUCUUGGUGCUCAAGCUGCAGGCUAUGCUGGAUCACGAGUUCCUGGCUUGGGUCGUAUUACUGGAUUGGAUCCUGCUGGUCCCUCUUUUGAAAACACAGAUCCAAGAGUUCGUUUAGAUCCUACAGAUGCUUUGUUCAUUGAUGUUAUUCAUACUGAUGGUGCUCAUAAUCUUCUUCUCGGACUCGGUACUCUUCAAAGAAUGGGGCAUGCUGAUUUUUAUCCUAAUGGUGGUAUGGAUCAACCUGGUUGUCCGAAAACACCAGGAAAAAUAAUAAAUCUUAUUCUUCAACUCGGAACAAUGAACAUUGACGGCUUUUCAGCAACAGCAUUGUGCAGUCAUGUAGCUUCUGUACGCCUUUUCACUGAUUCAGUUCUCAACCAGUGUCCAUAUGUAAGCUAUCCAUGUACUAGCAUGGAUGACUUUAAUGCUGGCAAAUGUUCAUUAGACUGUGAUGGACGUACUCGUCAUUGUAAUCGAAUGGGUUAUUGGGCUUCACCAAGUGAUGGUAAUGGCAGUUUGUACUUAAAAACUCAAGAUGCCAGCGCUUUUCCUUAUUGCAUUAAUCAUUACCAAAUCACUCUCUACUCAGGCUCAGACUAUUCACAAACACGCGGAAAAGUAAGUAUUACACUUCAUGGCACUUUGAAUACAGUUACAGUUGUAUUCGACAAUGAUCAAACAGUAUUCAAAAGUGGUUCUGUUGAAACCCGUCUCAUUCCCUUAGCUAUGGAUAUUGGUACUGUGACUAGCAUUGGAGUCAGUUUCAGCAAGACUACUAAUUUGUUACUACAAUUAUUCAAUUCAGCUUCAUGGAAAUUUACUAACGCCGUUGUACUCGAUGGUGACAAUAGAAACAGACGAGCAUUCUGCCCUACACAAUCAGUUAUUACAUCUGGUUCUUCUACUGACUUUAUUGCUUGCUGA